AUGAACGAACCUGAGCAGUGCAUCAUCUGCUUGGAUCCUCUGCCGCGCCCCUCGUCGUUGUCCUCGCCCUCGCCCUCGCCUUCGUCCGUGAACGGUGCCAGUACUGGUGCUGGUGCUGGUGCUGGUACUGGUACCACCAGUGCCACCACCAACCAUGGUGCAAGUGCAGACGCAAUCGACUCGACAGCUGCCGUGGCCAAGGCCGUCGCUGAAGAUACCAAACAUCUCGACAUAGUUGCUGCUCUGGAUGGAUGCGAACAUGUUAUUCAUGAUGCCUGCAUCAGAUCCUGGGCUCAAAAGACCAACACCUGCCCCAUUUGCAGGACACCCUUCCACUUCGUUCGUGUAUACAACGGUGUAGAUGGCACUGCCAUUUCUACCUACGAUGUCAAAGACAAGAAACAAGUCGCCGAAUUCGAUGUGCAAGCCUGGCUUGGCGAAAAUAUAGUAGACGAGGAAGAGGAGGAAGGCAACCCUUGCCCCAUAUGCAACUCGGCUGAGCGAGAGGAUAUUUUGCUACUGUGCGACAGUUGCGAUGCAGCCUACCACACCCAUUGCAUCGGGCUUGAUCAUAUUCCUGAGGGCGACUGGUACUGCAUGGAAUGUGCUCACCUCUUCCAGCUCACGGAUGAUCGCCCAGAGCGAACGGAUGCCGAGCCAGAGUCACCCCGACCCCAGCUGGUUCAACGUCCGCAACCACGCGACGUGCGUGGCUAUCAUGUAAGGACUCGCCAGCGUCUCAGGCGAGCGCGCCGCCAAGCUCGUAAUGCUGAGUGGCAGGGUGCCUGGGGCCAAUUUUCUGGUCGUUUCUAUGAGAUGAGCGACCUGGACCUCGAUAAUCACGACGAUGAGGAUGAAGAUCUCGAGCAGUACCGUCGCUUCCAGCAGCUCGACCGUCGGGAGCUGGAGCGGUGGCAGCAGCGUAUGGAUAUUGCGAAUCGCCUUGGUGCUCGCGAGACUUUUGCAAGCACAAUUCCGCCACAAAUUAGUGAGCGAUUGCAACCGCCCCCUCCACCCAUCGAGGAGACUCGUGACGAAAGGCGUGCAUGGGGUGCCUUCGACCGUGCUCGAGAAGCAGAAGUCACGCCCACUGCGCCGCGUAAACGAAAGAGCCGGUCGGUAACAGCAUCUCCGGCUGAACCCGCUCAAGAACCAGAGAGGAAGUUGAAACGUCCGCGAACAAGAAGAUUGCCUACCCAGGCUGAGGGUUCUACCUCAGCUGCUUCACCUGCCGCAUCUGCCGCAUCCGCCGCGCGUCCGGCCACAACCACUGCCGCAAGUACUUCCACGGUGACCGUGGGAACAACACCUGUUACAGCGACGACUGGUGUCAAUGCUACUAAUGCUGGUACCAAUGGUACCAACGGGACGUCGGUAAGAAACGGCAUCACUCGUAUGGAGAGCGCAACGCCUCUGGUGUCGUCGCUGCUCAAAGAGUUAGAACCAAAUCCUCUAUCCGAGGACGAGACACCGGUAUUAACUCCAAAUUGGCGUGUGCCUCCAGAGGCAUCGUCGCCUGCUCUCUCACCCUCACCUUCAAACCACAGUAGCCCUCGAGCGCUGUCGUUGACUCCACCACCUCUUCCGAGUCUCAACGGUCGGCCGACAUCUCCGACCUUGUCACUUAGCACACAUAUUGAACCACGAUACCCCCCAGCAAACUACUCUCCAACUCGAUCGAACAGCGAUCAUGGAGAUGCCGACGCACGUUCACCCAAGGGCGAAGUGCGUCCGCUAGAACUCCGUCAACCUCGGCCACGACGGGCACAUCAAGCGCCACCGCAUACCGAGGAAAGCUCACCUACUCGGUGGACGAUGACGCAGGAAGAAAAGAAAAGCAUAAACGACAUUGUCAAAAUGGCUUUGCGACCUCACUGGCGGGCGCAGAAGUUGACCACAGAACAGUAUGCAAUGAUAAAUCGCGAUAUCUCUCGAAAGCUUUACGAUGAAGUAAAGGAUGCGGCAUCUCUUGAUGAAGAAUCUCGGCGAAUCUGGGAGAAGAGGGCCACGCAAGAGGUGGCACAGGCGGUUGCCGAACUUUCAGCUUGA
Molecule: messenger RNA, 2049 nt
Organism: Pochonia chlamydosporia 170
Lineage: Eukaryota; Fungi; Ascomycota; Sordariomycetes; Hypocreales; Clavicipitaceae
Product: PHD and ring finger domain-containing protein
Exons: 2
Coding region: 1-2049 (682 amino acids)
Molecular function (GO): zinc ion binding
Source: RefSeq, a predicted model, not a curated record